This is a messenger RNA of Monodelphis domestica (gray short-tailed opossum), 5608 nucleotides long. Its product is annotated as toll-like receptor 13. The record is from RefSeq and is a predicted model, not a curated record. Gene Ontology annotation, biological process: toll-like receptor signaling pathway; inflammatory response. NCBI's taxonomy places the organism in Eukaryota, Metazoa, Chordata, Mammalia, Didelphimorphia, Didelphidae. Gene Ontology annotation, cellular component: plasma membrane. Gene Ontology annotation, molecular function: signaling receptor activity; protein binding.
UGAUAAAAGAGAAGGACCUCCUUUCUUUUGGUUCCUUGUCCCUAUUCAUGUGCCCUUGAGGUCUAAAGAGCUGACUAAGCUUCUCAAGGAAGAGCUCCCUUAUUGUGAAGGAAUUACCAGCUCCAGAAAGAAGAGCACCAGGAAUAUGAUCCCCAAAUGCCUUACAAAGAAAUCAAAGCUGGGGUGAAGGCUGAAGCACAAUACAUACAAAGCAAACUUUUCUUGCUGAGUCUCUUGUGCCCACAGUCAACGAGAUGGGCCCCAAAGCCAGAGGUAUGCCACUGAAAUGGCUCUGGUUCAUAGUACUUGAGUUUUCUUUGCUGUCACUUGUAGAGAUGUAUGGAUUCCGUCACUGCACCCAGUAUAAGUUCAACAUUCAUCAUGUGCUCUGUGUCCGGAAGAACAUCACCAACUUGAAGGAAAGCAUUCAUGAUCUCCCUGAAUAUGUCACUCACCUCAACCUUACACACAACCAAAUCCAAACUGUGCCCUCUAGAAGCUUUGUUAAUUUGUCUAAUCUUGUGGAUCUUCGACUAGAGUGGAACUUUAUCUGGGACCUUGGUCCAGAGGCCUUUCAGGGGCUUAAAAACUUGACCCUUUUGAACCUGGUGGAAAAUAAGCUUCAGAGUAUCAAUUCUUCAUUUGAGGGUCUAUCCAGUUUGAAAACUUUGCUCCUGAGCCACAAUCAAAUCUCCUGGAUCCAGGAAAAUGCCUUUGUCCCACUCAUCAACUUACAGUACUUAAAUUUGUCUCGUAAUGCAAUUACCACUUUUUCCAAUGUACUGGCAGCUGUCCAGCAUCUCCCAUGCCUGGAAGUUCUUGAUCUCACCUACAACACUAUUGCCUCCCUGGACUGCAAUCCAACGACCUUGGUCUCCCUCACCAAGCUGAUCUUGAUGAAGAACAAGCUGGUUGACUUGGAUUUCUCUACCCUAUCACUUCCCAACCUAACCACCCUGGACGUCUCCCAGAAUGCUCUCCAGAAUGUGCAUCUGGAUACUCUACCGCAGGUGAAGAGAUUGAAUCUGAGCCAGACAUGUUUGGAAGUGGAAAAGCUUGAUGCCAAACAUCUCCAGAAUCUGAUAGAGCUGGACCUCAGUGGUAUCACUCCAUUGCCUAACACAAAGCAUGUGAACCUGAGUGCCGUGUGUCACCUCCUCCAGAACUUACCCAGGAUAGAGACUUUGUUUUUUCAGAAAAAUGGAAUUGAUUCAGAGAACAUCAAGCACCUUGCCAACUGUACUAUGCUAGUAUCUCUUGACCUGAGCCACAAUAAAGAUUUGGUCCACCUCUGUAACAGUGAGUUCAGUGACAUGCCCAGCCUUGAACGGCUGGAUCUGAACAGUUGUAUGCUGUCCCUGGUCAGCAAUAUGACUUGGGAUUCCCUGCAGAAUUUGACAGUGUUAGACUUGAGUCGAAAUAGGCUUAAAACCUUUCCAGAUUUUGCAUUUGCUCCCCUUCGACGCCUGCAGUCUCUCUCUCUUUCCAGAAAUCCCAUCACAGAGCUCAACAACCUGUCCUUCUAUAGGUUACAUGAGCUAAAGGAACUCGACUUGGCCGGGUGCUGGAUAGUGGCGAUUGAUAGCUAUUCCUUUAGUCAGUUUUUGAGCCUUGAGAAUCUAAACCUUCGGGAGAACAAUCUCCGAACUCUGAAAAAGAACACUUUUUUAUUUCUGAAGAAUCUUCAAGUUCUGACUCUUUCCUACAACCGUUUGGCCACCAUCGAGAAAAGUGCUUUUUCUGGCCUCCCCAAACUAUACAAACUUGACCUGGCAUACAACAUACUGUCUGAUUUUCAUCCUGGUAUGUUCCUUGGACUGGAAGGACUAGAGGUUUUAGACCUCAGUUUUAACAAAAUAACUUAUGAAACUCUCAAGAGCCUCCAGCCUCCUCCUUUUAAGGAUCUCCAGACUCUCAAACGCCUCAACUUAGAAGGACAAAUAAAUGGAAUUCAGGUUGUUCCAAUCAACUUCUUCCAAGGAUUGGGGAGUUUGCAGGAACUACUACUGGGAAAGAAUUCCAAGGUAUUUCUGGACCACCUCCAGUUGGACCAACUGCCUAAUCUCACCAGACUGGAUAUCUCAGGGACAAAAGCUGGCAAUCGGGGUCUCUAUUUAAAUAUUUCCUUGUUCCAAAAACUGAAACAAUUGAAAUCAUUGCAACUCGAGAACAACAACUUGGACUCGUUAGCUCCUGAAAUGUUCUUUGGUUUGGAAGGCCUUCAGAUCUUUUCCUUGAGGUUCAAUAACCUGAAAAUCAUUAAUCAAAACCUUUUGCAGAACCUGAAGUCUCUGAUGUAUUUUGAUGUCUAUGGGAACAAGCUUGAGUGUACCUGUGAUAAUGGGUGGUUCAAGAACUGGUCCGUCAGCACACCAACUGUCCAUAUUCCCUAUUUGGGGAGCUUCCAGUGUCAACAGCCAAAUACACAGAGCCUACUAGUGGGUUUUGAUACUUCCAUUUGUAAUUUUGACACAGGUAAAAUUUGCUUCUUCUGCUCCUUCAGCCUGGUGUUGGCAACCAUGGUCUGUUCCUGGUUUGGUACCAAGAUGAUCUCAUCCAUGCGAUAUGGGAUCUAUAUGUUUAAGUCAUUAUACCUGGCCAAGUGGCAUCGGACAGAAAGGGAGUUCGUCUAUGAUGCUUUUGUCUCCUUCAAUGCUGCUGAUGAAGAGUGGGUUUAUAAGGAGCUUGUACCGGCUCUAGAAAAGGUUGGCCAGCCUACUUUUAAGCUCUGCCUGCACCAUCGGGACUUUGAACUUGGGGUAGACAUCUUCGAGAAUAUCCAGAAUGCCAUUAAUACCAGUCGAAAGACUCUCUGUAUUGUCAGUAACAACUAUCUCCAAAGUGAGUGGUGCCGACUUGAGGUGCAGCUAGCUAGCCUCCAGAUGUUCUAUGACUACCAGGAUGUGAUCAUCUUGAUUUUCCUGGAGGAGAUCCCCAACUACCGACUGUCCAGCUACCAUCGACUCCGGAAACUCGUGAAGAGGCAGACAUUUAUCACCUGGCCUGAGGAUUUCCAGGAAAGGCCCCUGUUUUGGGCCCGCAUUAGAAAUGCUCUAGGCAACAAGACCGUUAGGGAGGAGAAUGCACGGUUAAUUUUGACUGAUCCACUAGGAGACUGAAACCCUUGGACACAACAGUGUUUGGUACCAGCAUGAGAGCUCCUAACUAAGUGGAUAGAUUGCUGCACUUGGAAUCAGGAAGACCUGACUUCAGAUGAUAUUUUCUAGUCACGUGACUCUGGGCAAGUCACUUAAUCUCUCUUAACCUCAGUUUCCUUAUCUGCAAAUGGAGAUGAUACUAGGACUUACCUCUUUUCUGAGGAUCAAAUGAAAUAACAUGUAAAGGACUUUGAAAACUUUAAAGUUCUCUAUAUAUGCUAACUAUUAUUAUUAUUAAAGAAGUUGAAUAUAAGCUUAUGCAUACGUAUGUAUGAGAAAAGUACAAAACAUCUUUUUCUCGGCAUGUGUAUGUAUGUAUUCUGGAGCAACAUAGUUGAUCUACCUAUGGAGAAGAAGUCAUUCUGAGUCCAGUAUGUCUAUGAUCAUGGAUAAGAUGUUUAGACCCCAAGGAAAGUCAGUUUCUUCCUUGAGAUAGUGGCGAACAAGAGUUAACUCUGAAAGAAGCCACUUUGGGCCUUAGCUUCUUCAACUAUAGAAUGAUGGAUUGGAGUGGAUGACCUCUAAGGUCCCUUCUUCCAAAUUCUGGCAUUUUAUGCAAUAAUUCCAAGUUUAUUUUCUCCAAGCAGCCUUCAGUGAUUGGAUUGUCUUCUGCCACCUCUCCUACCCCUCGAAACUUGCCAUUUAGGCCCUUUUUUCUUCCCAUGAUGCUAAUGCAUACACACAAACGAAUAUGUAUUUUUCAGUCCAUUCAAGAUCUAUGAUAUCACUAGUGUAGAGGCUUCCCAAUGGGGAUAUUCCUUUCCCUCUGCUGGGUGGAGAUCAACAAUUUAUAAUCUCAGAGAGAGGCCUGGAGGCACAGAAAAUUUCAAAGACUUGCCCAAAGUCACACAUUUAGUAAGAAGUAUCAGAGAUAGAGUUUGAGCCCAGAUCUUCCUGACUCCAUGGCCCACCCUCUGGCCCCUAGGCCACCUUGCCAUUCUCCACUUAUCCUGUAAUAUAUAUAGCCAGAAUCUCUCAUUCCAUAAGUGAAAUUUUGCUGAAAGAAUUGUGAAAAGCAUGGGAAGAUGUAACAGAAACAUGCAUGAAGAGAGUUUGGGGAAAAGUGUGCCCACAGUUCAUUUCCAAGUUUCCUAGAUUUGACCAAGAUGAAAUAUUUGAAGAAGCAAGUAUCGAGAUGGCAUAGCAUGAAGAAACUGGCACUAGAAGGGGAUGGAGGAGAUGAUUGAGGGACUGUCCAAUGAGGAUCUGAUUGAGCUGCUGGCUAAAAGGGCAGAAGAAGAAAGGAAAGCAUUGGAACCCAAGGGCAAACCAAAGAGAUUCACAACAAAACAGUUGGCAGAAGCAUUUUAUCAUUUGAAAGAAUUUGUUUUUCUUGUAUUGAAAGGAGGGAUCUUUGAGACUUUUAAAAGUUCAGAGACUAGUGGAUGAUAAUAUGGCCUGCAACUGUUGUCAGAUAUAUGAGCCACUGCCCAAACAUUUCUCAGUGGCUUCGUAAAAAAAGUCCCACAGCCAAUCACUGGUGAUCAAAGGUCACGUGCAGUGGGAGGGACAAGAGCGACAUACUAUAUAGUUAUGCUCACUUUAUAGCACUGGGCAUAUUUUGUCAUGAGUUUGAUCUUUCCUCAUAAUUCUGUUUAUUAUCAUGGUAUAAUAUUGAAUAUGCAUUUUAGUAUGUUUUAUGACUUGUAUAAAGAUAUCGACUUUGUUAGAUGGGCCACGUGAAAUUGGAGGAUAUUCUCCUCCAUAAUAUCCAAUUACAUAAUUGCAGGAUCAUUACAUAAAAAUUGCUUUCCUUGGAGGUCUGUGGAAUGGUCCACGUACAUACAGAGCCAUCUAUAUUAGAAUUGUCUGUGUCUUAUACCUCUUAAGGACCAGAAUUUUUUCUCGUCUAAAGUUGGCGUUGUUCCCAAUGUCUAGCACAGAGCUCUGUACUCAAGAGAUUCUUUACCAGUGCUGUUUGAAUGCAUACUUUCUCUUGUCAACUUGAAAUCUGAAGACCCCAAUUCUGGCCCUGUCCCUGAGAACUCACCCUUAGAGAAGUCCCAGACUCCCCCAUUUCAGCCUGAACGAUAGACCUUAAAGUACUUGCUGAGCUCAGCGUAGGUGGCGCUAGCAGACUAGUACCCUUGUAGUCUUAGGUAGUCUCCCAUAUUGUAUCAGAGACCCUUCCCAAGAAGACCCCCACCUGUGCAGGGGCCAUCCUUUUAGUAUCCACUGUAAGUAGACGCCCCCUGCUAGAUACCCCAGCCUCUUUCCCGAGCCUGCUUACAACCUGUCCGUGUAUGUUGGAGAAGCAAAUGGAAACCACUUCAGGAUCUUUGCCAAGAAACCCCCCAAAGGGGUGAGGAAGAGUCUGACGACUGAAAAACAAAAGUAUGUAUGAAGUGGACACACACACACACAUGUUGAAUGUAAGCUUGUUUUUGUAGCCCCAGUACUUGGCACAUAGUAGGUACACAAUCAGUGGUUAUUAAAACAAAUCGAAUGUG